AUCGUGCACCAACUCACUUGCCCGAUUCCUCGGUCUGGCGACCCAACUGUCCGAAAGUCCGCGCUCUAUCUGGUUCAUGGUCCUGAAAUCUUUCUUGGGCUGCUGCUGGAAUGGAGUGCAACGCGUUCCCACCACAUCCUGGGAAGUGAGCACCAAAAUCUUCGUAAUCAGCGUCAUAACGUGAAAGUAUGA
Messenger RNA from Clonostachys solani, 192 nucleotides. Lineage: Eukaryota; Fungi; Ascomycota; Sordariomycetes; Hypocreales; Bionectriaceae. The record is from the annotation of a GenBank genome assembly.